Molecule: messenger RNA, 582 nt
Organism: Aspergillus niger
Lineage: Eukaryota; Fungi; Ascomycota; Eurotiomycetes; Eurotiales; Aspergillaceae
Exons: 2
Coding region: 1-582 (193 amino acids)
Source: RefSeq, a predicted model, not a curated record
AUGUCCUUCUCCAACCUCAUCUCCUCCGCCCUCGAACAAGCCACCUCCCACUCCAGCGGUGGCAGUGGCUCCGGCUCCUACGACCCCGAAUUCUCCUCCGCACAACACCACGCCCAAGCCCACGAAUCCUCCGGCGAUUCCUCCCUCUUCUCCUCCGCCCUGGGCUUCCUCUCCGACCGCAAGAGCCAGUACUCCGAGCAGCCCGACAUCGACGAGGAGCACCUGGUGCAGUCGCACCAGCAGCUGUACAACGGCGGUGGUGGAGGAUACGGUCAGGAGCAGCAGCAGCACGAUAGCAAGAGUCUGGGUGCGGGUGCCGCUAUGCAGGCGCUGAAGAUGUUCACGUCUGGUGGUGGUGGUAGCAGUGGUGAUAAGAAUGAGUUUAUUGGUAUGGCGAUGGCGCAGGCGAGUAAGCUUUGGGAGGAGAAGAGUGGGUCUGGCAAUGUUUCUGGCGAUAAGCAGUCUGCUGUUAACUCGGCGGCGGAGAUGGCGUUUAAGAUGUAUAUGAAGAGUCAGGGGAGUGGGUCGAGUGGUACGGGUGGUCCGGCGGCGUUGAUGAGUCUGGCGAGUAAGUUCUUGUAA